CCGUCAGUGGUGAGUACUACGAGUCGCGAGUGCGCGUCGUCCAGCGUCGUCCAGUCGUACGCCUCCAGACUCGUCAGGCUCGCGAAGGGACGCGUUGGGACCGCGAGGUCGGAGAGGUUCGGUCGUUCGUGGCCGCGUCCCGGUCGUCGCGGCACCCGCACGUCCCGUCGAGGUCGCGCUCCGACUCGGUUCGUACCUAACCUAUAAACGCUUCCCUGGACUCGAGUACUCCGCGACGCACGGCCGCUCGGCUCGUGCGUGCCACCAGUUGCGCGUUGCGUAACCGCGCGUUUCCCUGCGCUCCGCGGACAGGUUCGACCCCUCGGCCGCGCCGCGUGGUCCCGGGGGGGAUCGGCGUCGAGGAGCCUCCACCACCUGCGAGGACCACUUAUAACAGGGGGUGAUUAAGGGAGGAGGAGAGAGAGGACCGACCGAGGAAGGACGUGCGUCCCGAAGAUGGCGGCCGGAACGUGUCCGAGAGGGUGAUAUCGGUACCGUGAUAAGAAAACAGCAGGAUGGUGCUGGUGGUGAACGGGGUCCUGCAGGAGGAGGUCCCUUCGGACAGCCGGUCCCUGUACGCGGCCCACCCGGUAUACAGCGAGAGCGCCGCCCAGUUACACUCGAUGCCGGCCAAAUUGGUGGGUCCGGUGGGCCUCCUCUACGUACAACAGAGAGAGAUGGCCGCCACUCUGCCUCACGACAAGAACGUCAGCAUCCUGGGCGCCGACGACACCACCACGUGCAUCAUCGUCGUCCUCAGGCACUCCGGAUCGGGCGCGGUGGCGUUGGCGCACCUGGACGGCGCAGGCACGGAGGACGCCGCGACGGCGAUGGUCCAAAGGGUGACGGAGCUGGCCCUCGGGUUCCCGGAGGGACGACUGGAGCUGCAGCUCGUCGGGGGUUAUUCAGACCCCAGAAACUACUCGGAGGAACUGUUCUAUAAUAUCCUCGCCGCCUUUCACAAGCAGCCAGUGGAGAUCGACCUGACCCUGUGCUGCGUCGGGGAGCUCAACACCACCGUCAGGGGCAGCAUCCACUGGCCGGUGAUAUAUGGGAUAGGUCUCAACGUGAAGACGGGGGAGAUCUUCCCCGCGACCUUCCCCGAUAAGGGUCCCGAUCAGGCCCUGAGGAUGGCCAGGCAGCUCACGGGAGGUCAGCAGGUUCUGGACGUCUAUGACUGCACCCUGGGCCUGCUGAGAAUCGGGCCCUUCAACUACGACCCCCUGCGAGGAGUCGACCUGUGGCUGGCCCAGUCCGAUCAGUUCAUCCUGCAGCAUCUCUCCACCUCGCCGGACGUGGAGCUGCCGCACUUCGUGUCCCAGAUACGGGCGACCCUGAAGUACAUCCAGGACAAUCAGUUCCCGGCGGUGACGGUCUUCCGAGACAACAGACCCCGCUACUACCGCCGAGACGAGGCGACCGGGGUCUGGCAACCGAUGCGAUACUAACAUCCGUCCAGGACGAACAUCCAGGAGUCGCCGAAUGUCGCGCUGGCGGGACGCUCGACCCUCUCCACGCGGAAGGGUCGUUUCGAGCCGCCCAUCGGUAACCGGGAGGCCGAGACCCGUCAACCACGGGGAGUUCCGUUGGUCGUUGAACGACCGCAGUCUUUCGGGGAGCGACGAGGGACGACUCUCGAGCCUCGGCGAGAGGCGGUCGCAAUUAGACGUAACGAUCGGUUAUCCGGUGCUAACGAUCGUCGUUGAGUCCCCUAGAGGGGCCUAGGACCUGAGUCUCGGCUGAAAUCGCUCGUAAGAUCGCUCGCUCCAGGCCGAUUUCCUCGUCGACCGAGUCGCGUCGGCGUUCGACCCGCGGCGGUUCCGCACCUCGCUAAUGGCGCCGGUUAAAAGGAAAAAGGCGCGGGCGCGAGCGACCGGGAGGCGCUGUACAUAUUCCUGCAGGUUGUCCGCUGGCUCUCUUGGGCGGAGGAGGUCGGGAAGGUGUAUAAAAAUCGUUUUGACGUCCCCGAGACGCGCCUCGCGACCCCUUCGGGGUCGGGACCGCUGAAGGUUUAAGACACGAUGUGCAAUACGCAGAGUGUAUAUAUAUAUAUGUAUACGUAAUUAACUUUUAAGAGGUGCGGGAUGUUAUCGCGCGGACGUGCCGAAGAGCGUUUCGAUGCGGACCGCCACGAUUACACUUGUCGGUGCCGUUUGGACUCCGGCCUCGGGACGAUAAGGAAUCUCUUCGGUAUCCGCGAUUUCCUCUCCGUCUUUCUUGGAUCCAGGAUGAUCCUCUCCUAGGAGCUCCGCUUGAGUGAGAGAUAUACGACGCGUUACGAUUUUCCCAUUGUUCUAGUGAUAUACGAGCCGAGGUAACAUUUUAUGAUAAUUCCUAAAAAUUGAAGAGAUAUAUAUACAUACAUAUAUAUAUUUUUUGUUUAACUACAUUGUGCGUGUAAAGAAUUAAGAAGGGCCGCGCGACGAGAUCCUUUAAUCCGUUGGGAGAUGCCAGGGCGAUAGGUCUUGUCUCCUUUUCCUGGGACGCAGGAGUUUGUCCAUCCCCAAGGACCUUCCUGGCGCUGCGACUUAGGUGCUAGUGAAUACUAAGUUAAGUUUCGCUCUCUAUUUCUCUCCCGGGACUCAGUUCUCCCUCCGCCACUCCCGAUUUCUCUCUCUCUCGGCUUCUCUGUACGUAGGAGCGUCCUUUUGAUUUUAUACUAUUAUUUGGUGAUAUAUUUAUACAAUAAAUAAUCUUAGAAACGA
Molecule: messenger RNA, 2705 nt
Organism: Orussus abietinus
Lineage: Eukaryota; Metazoa; Arthropoda; Insecta; Hymenoptera; Orussidae
Gene: Ntan1
Product: protein N-terminal asparagine amidohydrolase
Exons: 8
Coding region: 516-1448 (310 amino acids)
Biological process (GO): ubiquitin-dependent protein catabolic process
Cellular component (GO): nucleus
Molecular function (GO): protein-N-terminal asparagine amidohydrolase activity
Source: RefSeq, a predicted model, not a curated record